AUGCCUCAUAUCGCAAAUACGCCCGAAUCUCUCCUGCCGCGCACUGAUUCGCUAAACCCAUCCACCACAUGUAAAGGCACUACUGCCAAUGGCCGGCCAUGUCGCCGCCCUCUAGCCUCUCCAAUCGACUCGUCGUCUUCAGCCAAACAUGCGAGAGCCUGUCCAACAGAAUUGUACUGCUGGCAGCACAAGGACCAAGCCGUAUCAAUCCAUCAGGAAACGAACAAUGGGCCCAACAAGCCCGAAAUGAAGCCACGGUCCAGUAUCGACACUCUGAUGGAACGACUAGGAGUACUGGACAUCAACGAUGCAGAAGAAGUCAAAAAACGCAGGCAGCAAAGGAAAAAGAAACAAAAGAAACGAACCAUUUGCUGCUGUUUCGAGGUAAUCGAGGAGGAAGAUAUCGUACUACCCAGACCCGUACAUCCAACUCCAGAUCGCCCACAAAUGCAGCAACUCUCACCUAAGGCCCAAAAGCCGUCUUUAUCUGUGUCUCAGGAUCCAUCGACCUCACAGACAAACCCUCUUCUGCAAUGGAUCCCGCCGUCGGUUUCUCCAGAGACGAGUCUAGUUCUCCUUACCGAGAUGACCAAGCCGAUCUCCUACGCAGACGAGCCGGGCUACAUCUACAUGUUCUGGGCGACACCCUCCCAGACCUCCCGAUCCACUCCUCCUCCGGCCGACGUCGUAUCGUCACUCUUCCCCCCGCCGUCUGGGCAUCCUCGUCGCGUCAGUGACGCUCUUCGAACAGCCCGGGACCUUAACACCUUCACGACCAACCCGACGAACAGUAGCCCCGGUACUUUGCGUCUGAAGAUAGGCCGCACGAGCAAUGUGCAACGUCGACUGAACGAAUGGACAAGACAGUGCUCUCACGACCUCACUUUGAUCCGGUACUACCCAUAUACGCCAUCAUCACCGCAGCCAUCACCUGCAUGGCACGACCGACGCUCCAGACCCGGCCUAGAACGAGGACGAAAGGUGCGCCAUGUCCAUCGUGUGGAGCGACUGAUCCAUCUGGAACUCGCCGAUAUCAAAGCACGCAACCUUGGACGGUGUGACGAUUGCGGCAAAGAACACCGGGAGUGGUUCGAAGUACCGGCGGACAAAACAUCGCUGAAACGAGUGGAUAACUGUAUACGAAGAUGGGUAAAAUGGGCGGAGGAUCAUGCAUAG
Messenger RNA from Aspergillus tanneri, 1176 nucleotides. RefSeq lists its product as uncharacterized. The transcript has a single exon. The record is from RefSeq and is a predicted model, not a curated record. NCBI's taxonomy places the organism in Eukaryota, Fungi, Ascomycota, Eurotiomycetes, Eurotiales, Aspergillaceae. The coding region runs from base 1 to 1176 and encodes 391 amino acids.